AUGGAAGAAAUCGAAGAUAAACUGAGGAAACAAAUUGAAAGGGAGGGAAAACCAGUUAUACCUAAAGAAGAAUCAGAAGUUGCUGAUUCUAAUGUUAUUACGCCCGGGACCGAGUUCAUGCACAUGCUUUCAAACAAGCUUCAAAGCUAUAUCAGCCUUAGGAUGAGCGAAGACUCGUCUUGGGCAAAUAUUAAGGUUAUAUUGUCAGAUGAUAGUGUGCCUGGUGAGGGGGAACACAAAAUCAUGUCUUUUAUUCGAGCCCAACGUUCAUCUCCCGGUUAUGAUCCAAAUACCCGUCAUUGCCUAUACGGACAGGAUGCCGAUUUGAUAAUGCUUGCUCUGGCCACGCAUGAAAUCCACUUUUCCAUUCUAAGAGAGCAUCCGUGGCAAAAUUCAUGCUCUGAGCCCAUUAUCGAGUUGAAGAAUUUGGAUUUAUCGAAAAAAGUUCCUUGGAAAAUCCAAAAAAAGAAACCUUAUCAGUUUCUGAAUUUGUGGGUGCUGAGGGAAUACUUGGAGUUGGACAUGAGAAUUGCUCAAGUAGAGAAUUUCGCAUAUGAUGUCGAACGAAUAAUCGACGAUUUUAUCUUUAUUUGCUUCUUUGCUGGAAACGACUUCUUACCUCACAUACCAAGCCUCGAAAUACAUGAGGGUUGUAUGGACUUGCUAAUGCAUGUUUACAAGAAAGAAUUUCAUAAUUUGGGAGGUUAUUUAGUCGACAUGCAAAAGGUCGAUGAUAAAAAAGGCGGGUAUGUGAAGUUCAAAAGAGUCGAGAGGUUUAUACUUAUGGUGGGUGUGAAAGUUUUGAGCAACACUAAAGAGCUUAAGCAGAAGUUGAAAGACUAUCUUCGUAACCAGUCCGAUUUGUUCAAAGAUGGCGGUGUCGGAACAGAUAAGGUGAAAUUUGGCACACCUGGCUGGAAGGAAAGAUAUUACAAAGAAAAGUUUUCUCUUCAAACCACACAGGACAUUGAAGCAAUCAGAAGAGAUGUGGUAGCGAAAUACGGUGAGGGGCUUUGUUGGGUUCUGCUGUACUAUUUCUGUGGAGUUCCCUCAUGGACUUGGUUUUAUCCAUACCAUUAUGGUCCUUUGGCAUCUGACCUGAAAGGAUUAUCUCGAACAAGUGUGAAGUUUCGCAAAGGUUUGCCUUUCAAGCCCUUUAAUCAGCUAAUGGGGGUACUUCCACCUAGGAGCGUUCAUGCAUUACCGUCGGCAUACAAGUGGCUUAUGACCGAUGAGAAGUCGAAUAUAAUCGACUUCUAUCCAUCUGAAUUUGAGACGGACGUUGAUGGGAAGAGAUUUGCAUGGCAGGGCAUCUGCAAGCUCCCGUUUAUCGACGAAGAACGUCUACUCACAGAGACGAGGAAACUGGAGAAUGAACUUAAGGAAGAUGAGAAAGUGAGAAAUUUGCAGUCACUCGAUCGGUUGUUUGUGAGGCGCUCGAGGGAAGAUAGUCGACUCGUCUUGCACGGAGGAAAUAGAGCAGUGGCCUCAGAUAAAAUUAAGGAUGCAUUAAUGAUGGAUUUUGCUAAUAAUGAGGGCAUUAAAGGUAUUGUACACGUGAAGUCGGAGGACCUCGUUCGAGCUGAUGAUAGUAGAGACCAACUGAAAAACAAUUUAUGUAUGAUGUUCUAUGAGGUCGAUGAAGCGGUUCGGCACAUUCCAAGGCCGCUCGAAAAUGUUGACAUCCCGGAGAAGAUAGUGUACGAUGAGGACAUAAUCGAAACUACUUUAUGGCAUGAAUCCACUUAUAAUAACCGGUUUCAGAAUCGGAGACCGGUGGUUUGUCACGAACCUAUACCGAGUCUCGAUUCGCAAAAUAUUCGUGUUCCUGCUGGUCGCGGGUUCAGUGUAGGUCGAGGCAGAGCCAGCGAAGGGGCCCGGGCCCAAGUAAUACAAACACGGGCCGUGGUGGUCGAGGAGGGAGGGGUUGUUUUUCUGCAAGAAAUUGAAAAUCCAGAAAUUUUGCGGGCUUGUGAAGUUUUUUCGCGCCGCCUUACAUCCGUCGGGCGCCCCUGGGCUGCAGAGAUGAUUGGCUCGUGGGCGCUCUUAAGGUUGUUAGCAAUUUUCGGUCACGACUCGCGGAUCAGCUCUCCUUUCUCGACGGGCAUCUUUUGUCGAGUUGGCUGGCGAUUGGUUGUUGGUGUUGGGUUCGUGAGUGUCGUUUGUCGUCCUUUCGGUAGUCGGUGUAAAGGUUCAGCGGUGUCACCUCUCUUGGAGUCCAUUCAUUUGGGUGGGGGUUGUCGUUCUCCUCCGGCGGGCUGGGAUUUGUAUGGGGUUCUUUUGGUUUUGGGUGUCGUGAUUGUUGUCGGAGUUGUAUUGGGGGUGGGAUAUUGGUUGGGUCCCAGAGCUGUUUUAUGGGGGUGGCUUGCUUGA
Striga hermonthica is the source of this 2373-nucleotide messenger RNA. The record is from the annotation of a GenBank genome assembly. NCBI's taxonomy places the organism in Eukaryota, Viridiplantae, Streptophyta, Magnoliopsida, Lamiales, Orobanchaceae.